Molecule: messenger RNA, 729 nt
Organism: Acytostelium subglobosum LB1
Lineage: Eukaryota; Evosea; Eumycetozoa; Acytosteliales; Acytosteliaceae
Exons: 5
Coding region: 1-729 (242 amino acids)
Biological process (GO): protein phosphorylation
Molecular function (GO): protein kinase activity; ATP binding
Source: RefSeq, a predicted model, not a curated record
AUGCAUACGCAACAACAACAACAACAACAACAACAACAACAACAACAACAACAACAACAACAACAACAACUGCUUCUUCACAAUAGAUACCAGAUAUUAGCACUGGUUGGAGAGGGUAGCUUUGGUGCAGUCUACUCUUGUAGAGACAAUACAGAAUCAGAGACAGUUUGUUAUAAGAGGACACACUGUAAUGACCAUGAGUUACAUAUUGUAAUGGAGUAUGCUCCACAUGGUGACCUCCAGACAAGGGUCCUUGACAAACGUAUUGGACAAGUGGAUUAUUUGCCAGAGAGUCAAGUACUUAGAUGGUUUAUACAACUGUGUUUAGCCAUUAACUUUAUACAUGGCAAUAAUAUUAUCCAUCGUGACAUCAAGCUCAAGAACAUUCUACAAGCAUCUGACAGUGUUGUAAAGCUAUCUGAUUUUGGAGUGUCCAAGAUUCUAUCGACAGCCAGCAAUGAGGCAUCCACUUGCACUGGCAGCGCUCACUACAUGAGUCCAGAGAUUCUUAGCAGAGAGAGAUAUAACUACAAAACUGAUAUUUGGAGUCUGGGUGUUGUACUCUACGAAAUGCUAACCAAGAAACAUCCAUUCCCUGGCAGGACAGGGGAAGAGAUUGCUCGAAACAUAAAGGCUGGAAAGUAUGAACCUAUAAGAGGAAAAGUGUUUGAAUGCCCUGGUGCGAUGUAUGAUGAACAUGAAUCCAAGGUUGAGACCUUCAACCUUUGA